CUCCGGAUGACACCAUGAUGAUUAUUCGAGCAACAACCACUUUCUGGUAAAGAUGUCAGUGUCGAAGGCGACUGACAGAUAAGAAGCUAGGUAACGGGGGUAUAAUACAGCCUAGAUAUAUAUGGUCAAGAAUGAGGCUUCAUCCGCAGUUGUUCUUGGACUCCAACCUUCACCAGCCGUCUCAUCAUCAUGGUAAGAACCAUCGUCAUCCUGGGUGCCAGCUACACGGGCGUCCCAAUCGCCCACUACCUCCUCAAACACACGAUUGCCAAAGUCGAGAGCCUCAAAGUUAUAAUUGUUGCUCCCAACACGCAUAUGUACUGGAAUGUCGCCGCCGUGCGCGGGAUCUUGCCGGGCUUGAUGGACGACAAUAAACUCUUUCUCCCUCUCGCCCCAGCAUUUGCCAAGUACCCCUCGGAUCGAUAUGAGCUGGUGAGAGGGGUAGCCGAACGGGUAGACCCAGCCUCCAAUAUCGUCGAGGUGCGCGGAAAUGAUGGCUCAUCGAGGACGAUCCGGUAUGACGAACUAGUCAUCGCCACCGGAAGCAGUUUCAAGAGCGAGAUGCCCUUCAAGAACCUCGGUUCUACAGAAAAGACCAAGGAGGCUCUGCACAGCUGGGCGCAGCGCAUCAAGUCCGCCAAGUCCAUUGUCGUCGCCGGAGCCGGCCCGACAGGCGUCGAAGUCGCUGGCGAACUCGGCCAAGCAUACGGCGUAACCGGCAAGAAGCAGAUCACCCUCAUCUGCGACCAGGACCUGCCCUUCAGCUCUAAAUUCCGACGCGAGGUGCGCGAAACGGCCAAAAAGGAACUCGAGCGCCUCAAAGUCAAGGUCAUCACAGGCGCCAAAGUGACCUUCUCUCCCACGCCAUCCCCAUCUAGCAAGACCGUCACGAUCUCCAACACCUCGACCUCGGAAAAGACCACCCUGCAGGUCGAUUUGGUAAUUCCCACCUUCGGCAUCGUCCCAAACACCUCCUACCUCCCGCCAUCGAUGCUCGACACCCGCGGAUUUGUCAAGCAGACGCGCUUCCUCCGCGCCGAAGGACACGCCGACAUAUUUGUGGUUGGCGACGCGAGAAACCUGGAGGAGUCGCAGGGCGUGCAUGCCGAUGCGCAGCUGGUGCACGUCGUCAAGCUCAUCGAGGCGCGCCUGCUUGGACAGGGCGGUGCAGCAGGGGGAGUGGCUGAGUACAAGCCCGCGGACAAGGUUGUGUUUGCGGCGACGCUGGGGCCGAAUAAGGGGACGGGCCAGAUGGGGAACUGGAAAAUCUGGAGUUGGUUGGUGACCAUGCUGAAGGGAAAGCACUUGGGGACGAAUUACGCGGGCGCUUUCGUCAGGGGGGAGAGGACGGCUGGUGUCAAAGACUGGUGA
This is a messenger RNA of Parathielavia appendiculata, 1371 nucleotides long. RefSeq names its product FAD/NAD(P)-binding domain-containing protein. The coding region runs from base 190 to 1371 and encodes 393 amino acids. NCBI's taxonomy places the organism in Eukaryota, Fungi, Ascomycota, Sordariomycetes, Sordariales, Chaetomiaceae. Gene Ontology annotation, molecular function: flavin adenine dinucleotide binding; electron-transferring-flavoprotein dehydrogenase activity. Gene Ontology annotation, cellular component: cytoplasm. The record is from RefSeq and is a predicted model, not a curated record. The transcript is spliced from 2 exons.